AUUAGAGUGGGAGUCUUUCACAAAAACCCUAAAUCUUUGCGGUAGCCCUGAAGGAGGAGAAUUUCCGUUUACCUUCUUCGCUUCGUCUUCUCGCCGCUGCGGUAGCGACACUCUAUUGAAGAUGAAGUUCAAUAUCGCAAAUCCUACUACAGGAUGCCAGAAAAAGCUUGAAAUCGACGAUGAUCAGAAACUCCGAGCAUUUUUUGACAAGAGGAUCUCACAAGAGGUCAGUGGAGAUGCUCUGGGCGAGGAGUUUAAAGGAUAUGUUUUCAAGAUUAUGGGAGGCUGUGACAAGCAAGGUUUUCCCAUGAAGCAGGGAGUACUGACCCCUGGACGUGUUCGCCUCUUGUUACACAGAGGAACGCCUUGCUUCCGUGGAUAUGGCAGGCGAAAUGGAGAGAGAAGGAGAAAGUCUGUUCGUGGAUGCAUCGUCAGUCCAGAUCUCUCGGUGUUGAACUUGGUUAUUGUGAAAAAGGGUGAGAAUGACCUUCCAGGAUUGACUGACACAGAGAAACCAAGAAUGAGAGGUCCAAAGAGGGCAUCAAAGAUUCGGAAGUUGUUCGAUCUCUCCAAACAGGAUGAUGUUCGCAAGUAUGUCAACACAUACCGCCGAACCUUCACAACCAAAUCUGGAAAGAAGUGCAGUAAGGCUCCAAAGAUACAGCGAUUAGUAACUCCAUUGACCCUACAAAGGAAGAGAGCAAGAAUUGCUGAGAAGAAGAAGAGAAUUGCAAAGGCCAAGUCUGAGGCUGCUGAAUACCAGAAGCUCCUUGCCUCUAGGUUGAAGGAGCAGAGGGAACGUCGUAGUGAGAGCCUAGCCAAGAAAAGAUCAAGACUCUCUGCUGCUUCUAAGCCAUCUGUUGCAGCUUAGGUUCAUAUGUGAGUUUUUGGAUACUUCAUUUAGUUUAUUAUUCGCUUAGAGGGGAUUGGAUUUCACAUUCUGGGGUAAUUUGGCCUUUGUUUUCCUUGUUGGAUGUUGUGGUAUAGACAUGGCAAGGAUUUCACAUUCUGGGGUAAUUUGGCCUUUGUUUUCCUUGUUGGAUGUUGUGGUAUAGACAUGGUAAAGCACCUGAGACUGUUCAGUGUUUUUGGAGGUGGUAUCUGUUUAUUUAUAUUUUAGUUUUAACAAAUUGCUACUCUGAUAUACUUAAAAUAUAUCUGCAUUAUAUUUGAAAGUUUCUUAUUUUGGCCUAAA
Messenger RNA from Nelumbo nucifera (sacred lotus), 1195 nucleotides. Its product is annotated as small ribosomal subunit protein eS6. Gene Ontology annotation, cellular component: ribosome. The record is from RefSeq and is a predicted model, not a curated record. Gene Ontology annotation, biological process: translation. Gene Ontology annotation, molecular function: structural constituent of ribosome. Lineage: Eukaryota; Viridiplantae; Streptophyta; Magnoliopsida; Proteales; Nelumbonaceae.